Molecule: messenger RNA, 1521 nt
Organism: Pisolithus orientalis
Lineage: Eukaryota; Fungi; Basidiomycota; Agaricomycetes; Boletales; Pisolithaceae
Product: mitogen activated protein kinase-like protein
Exons: 7
Coding region: 129-1265 (378 amino acids)
Biological process (GO): protein phosphorylation; intracellular signal transduction
Cellular component (GO): nucleus; cytoplasm
Molecular function (GO): MAP kinase activity; ATP binding
Source: RefSeq, a predicted model, not a curated record
CAAAACAAUAGAGCAUCUGCACGUCGGAAGGCUGCGUAUCCAUAAUAAUCGGGUUCCUUGUUUUCCUUGUCUCUUGCUUUCUUUUCGUUCUUCACCGAUCAUCGUUGAUACCAGCGUAGUUGCCAGCCAUGACUGAUUCCCAGCAACCAGCUGCCCAGUCCAAGUCUCGCAACCAUGCUCAGGCAGCACCCCGCAAAGUGAGAUUCAACGUUGGCACUCAAUACCAGGUACUGGACGUUGUCGGCGAGGGUGCAUAUGGCAUCGUGUGCUCUGCAAUACAUCGUCCGAGUGGGCGCAAGGUCGCCAUCAAAAAAAUCGCCCCGUUCGAUCAUUCGAUGUUCUGCUUGCGGACACUGCGAGAACUCAAGUUGCUAAAGUUUUUGAGCGAGGCUGGCGUUAGCGAGAACAUCAUUUCGAUUCUGGAUAUCAUCAAACCCCCUUCACUAGAGGCUUUCAAGGAAGUUUACUUAAUACAGGAACUGAUGGAGACCGACAUGCACCGCGUUAUCAGGACACAGGAUCUCUCCGACGACCAUGCCCAAUACUUUGUCUACCAGACAUUGCGCGCUCUAAAGGCGCUGCAUUCUGCCGACGUCAUUCACCGCGAUCUCAAACCCUCGAAUCUUCUUCUCAAUGCCAACUGCGACCUCAAAGUUUGUGACUUUGGACUUGCACGGUCAGUGAGGACCGCAGAACCCUCUGGAACGGAGACGGGUUUCAUGACCGAAUAUGUCGCUACUCGGUGGUAUCGCGCUCCGGAAAUCAUGCUCACGUUCAAGCAGUACACCAAGGCAAUUGAUGUAUGGUCAGUCGGAUGUAUCUUGGCGGAGAUGCUCUCGGGAAAGCCACUCUUCCCUGGACGGGAUUACCACCAUCAGUUGUCGCUUAUUCUUGAUGUGUUGGGUACGCCGACGUUGGAUGAGUUUUAUGCGAUUACCACGCGACGGUCCCGGGAUUAUAUUCGAGCGUUGCCAUUCCGCAAGCGUAAGCCCUUCGCGCAGCUGUUCCCCAAUGCCAAUCCUCUGGCAAUCGACUUUUUAACAAAGACCUUGACGUUCGAUCCAAAGAAACGGCUAACGGUCGAGGAGGCGCUAGAGCAUCCAUAUCUAGAGGCAUAUCAUGAUCCCGAAGAUGAACCUGUGGCUCCGCCCCUUGACCCGGAGUUCUUCGAAUUUGACCUGCACAAAGACGACAUCAGUCGGGAACAACUCAAGGAGCUGCUGUACCAAGAGAUCAUGUCCUUCCGCCCCACCCCCAUGUCCUGAUAACAUGUGCUUUGGCCAACCUUUUGAAUUCCCCGCAUACUCGUGCCACCACGAGGUGCAACACGUCCUGUCUAUAAUCCUUGGAGCAAAGCAGAUGUAUUAACCGAACAUAACUCAAUCUACGCGUCAGCGUCACCAGUGUAUCUCGCGAUCCGUGAUCGCCUUCACAUCAACUUUGUGGCCCGCGCUUGGUUCGCGGUUGCUGUCGCCUGUGCUACAAUAUCUGAAAACUUAGGGAACGGACGUUUUGUUCUUU